Molecule: messenger RNA, 516 nt
Organism: Prorocentrum cordatum
Lineage: Eukaryota; Dinophyceae; Prorocentrales; Prorocentraceae
Source: the annotation of a GenBank genome assembly
AUGUGCAGGGACAGGGAGAGCUGCCCCGAUUUUGCAUCGAUCCCCGACGCCUUUGCCGUGAUGGUGCAGACCCUCGGGUCCGAGAGCAUGCGGGCGCAGGGCUGUGCCGCGGACGCCCUCGGCUGCGUUGCGGCCGCUGGCCUCCGAGCCGCUGCCGCGAUCGCAUUACAUCCCAGAGCCUAUCUCGCGCUUGCGCGCUUGCUGGGUGCCCACGACGCCGAGGUGGGCGAGGAGGCGGGGCGAUCCGGCGACUCGCCGCCCAAGUACUGGCACCUCGCCGCGGCAGUGGCUCUGGCGGUGCUCGCGCGCCAGGUGCCGCGAUUCCCGGAACUCCUCCGCGAGGGCGGGCCGCGGCAGCGGCUGCGCGCCCGCCUCGGGGGCCUGGCUUUGAGCGCCGAGGUGCGCGAGGAGAUGUCCCUGGGCUGCCCAGUGGCGGACCUGUUCGAAACCGACGAGGUCUUCCAGGUGAUCGAGAAGUGCCUGAGCGAGCCGACAGGAGAGCCCCGCGCGCUUUAG